GAGGGGAAGGUGAUGGACCUGAUCACCUCUGGAGGACUUCCCUCCCCGACCCCGUCACACAGGCCGGUCUGCAUGCCAGUAGCGUGACAGCUCCGGGACGCAUACCUGACGGGAGCUGCAUUCUGGGGAGGACAGUGGUCAUAGCGUCUAAUUCACCCCACACCCUGCUGCUCCUCCUCCUUCUCCUCCGCUCCUCCUCAACUCUUCACCUGUGCUCCUCCUCCUUCUCCUCCUCCUUCUCCUCCUCAACUCUUCACCUGUGCUCCACCACUGCUCAGCUCAUAACUUCUUCUCUGCUGCCAACGCCCUCCUCCCUCCAUGGCGGUCUCCGGGGCGAGGCAGCGCUUCACUCACUUCCUGUCGGAGGCCAAGCGGUGCAGGUCCCGCCCCCGCCCCCCAGUGCCCGCCUCCCAGGUGCCCAUCUUGUUCCGGGAGCCCUACAUCCUGUCGGGGUACCGCCCCGUGGGCCAGGCCUGGAGCUGCUACGUCCUCAGCCUCUUCCAGCGCCACAACGAGUCCGUCAACGUCUGGACCCACCUGCUGGCCGCCGCCGCGCUGCUGCUCCGCUGGGGGGCCGAGCCCCCCUGGCCGGCCGGGCCCCCGGGGGCCCCGGGCCUGCCGGAGCAGCCCCUGGGGCUCUACGUGGGCUCGGCCCUCUGCUACCUGUGCUGCAGCGUGGCCGCCCACCUGCUGCAGUCCCGCUCCGAGCUGGCCCACUACUGCCUGUUCUUCCUGGACUACGUGGGCGUAGCCGUGUACCAGUACGGCUGCGCGCUGGGGCACUACUUCUACGGCUCCGAGGCGGCGUGGAGGGCGGGGCCUCCCGGGCCGGCCUUCCUGCCCGGCGCCGCCCUGCUGGCCUGGCUGUCCUGCGCCGCCUGCUGCUUCGCCAAGUCCUACUGGCGGCGGCCGUACCCCCCCGCCCGCCGCGUCUGCACCCUGAUCCCCGCCGGCCUGGCCUACCUGCUGAUCUCCAGCCCCCUGCUGCACCGGCUCGGCGCCGCCGGCCCCUGGGGGCCCGGGCUCCGCCUCCACGCCGCCCACAUGGCGCUCUUCCUGCUGUCGGUCCUCUUCUUCUCCUGCCCCGUGCCGGAGCGCUUCCUGCCGGGCCGCUGUGACUUCCUGGGCCAGGGUCAUCAGGUGUUCCACGUGCUGCUGGCGCUGUGCAGCUUCACCCAGCUGGAGGCGCUGCUGGUCGACGCCCGGCGGCAGGGGCCGGGGGCCUUCGGGGAGGAGGAGGUGCUGCGGGCCUGCCUCCUGCUCCCCCUGGUGGCGGGCUGCUGCCUGCUCACCGCGCUGCUCGCCGGGCGCCACAAACACAGACAGCUGCUGGCCGAGAGCGGGGGGGGCAGGCUGGGUGAGCUUAGCUUAGCUGAGGUUACCCGAGAUUAGUUCAGUUUGCGGUUGGGUUCCAUUCCGUCCCGUUAAGGGUAGCUCAGGUAAAAGGUAAAGUGUGCUGUUUGUGUCGGGGCCGAGCCCCCCUCCCCCCCAUGGUCCCACAGGCCGGUCCGACCGGGCCCCCCUGCCCCUCUGGUCUCACAGGCCGGCCUGCAGCCAGACAGCUCCUGGACGCAGGCCUGACUCACGCUGCAUUCUGGAGAGGACUCAAUGGGUUGGAGUGUGCUGUCUGUCAAGUUGAUGCUAAAUGUGAGGCUACGCGUUUCUAUGCGAGCGUAUGUUUUUGAGGACAGGGGAGAGAGGG
Gadus morhua (Atlantic cod) is the source of this 1702-nucleotide messenger RNA. Its product is annotated as membrane progestin receptor beta-like. The transcript is spliced from 2 exons. Lineage: Eukaryota; Metazoa; Chordata; Actinopteri; Gadiformes; Gadidae. Bases 319 to 1392 code for a protein of 357 amino acids. Gene Ontology annotation, biological process: response to steroid hormone. Gene Ontology annotation, cellular component: plasma membrane. The record is from RefSeq and is a predicted model, not a curated record. Gene Ontology annotation, molecular function: nuclear steroid receptor activity; steroid binding.